Molecule: messenger RNA, 279 nt
Organism: Schistosoma spindalis
Lineage: Eukaryota; Metazoa; Platyhelminthes; Trematoda; Strigeidida; Schistosomatidae
Source: the annotation of a GenBank genome assembly
AUGUGGUUAUCUGAAGCUUUUUCAUCAUCAUCAUCAUCAUCAUCAUCAUCAUCAUCAUCAUCAUCAUCAUCAUCAUCAUCAUCAUCAUCAUCAUCAUCAUCAUCAUCAUCAUCAUCAUCAUCAUCAUCAUCAUCAUCAUCAUCAUCAUCAUCAUCAUCAUCAUCAUCAUCAUCAUCAUCAUCAUCAUCAUCAUCAUCAUCGUUAUGCCGCAUUAUUUCUUUUAUAAUUCCGAAUAGUGUCAAAGCGCCUAUACGCAUAGCUGUAUCUAAACAAAUUUAA